AUGGCAACUGGAAGUGACAGCAGCAACACGACGUGUUUUUCCAUCAUCCUGGCGGAACCGGCGUCGCUGGAGUUGGGGCAGUGGGUGCGUGACGUGGUGCAGGAGUGCCUGGCGCCACCCAUUGGGCGCGUCGUGCUUGUCGACGUUGGCGCUACUUCCGGGGAUGACAGUCGCUUUUAUGACGCCGCACUGCGCGCACUCGAAGAAGCACAGAAUGAUAUCAACAACAACAGUGGUAGCGACGACAGGAAUGAGGCUGCUGUGGGUAAUGUGGUGUGCCUCCUCAUCGCUGUCUUCUGGGAUAGUCAAAGUGAGGACGUCAAGACGGACUUCAUUCGCCUCCGGCAACUUGCCGAUGGUGGGGGUGCAAGAGGCAGCCACGGGGACGACAACAACAGCAACAGCGGCGGUGCCACCACUAAGCUGAAAAGCCUGCCCCACUCAAAGCUGCACCUCCUCGUGCAGGCGCUCAACGCCAAGAAGGGUGCCCAUACACUCAAGGAGAACCGUGACGCGUUGGUGAACAGUCUCCGCAAGAAAUUGCCAGCAAGCACCUCUGGGGUUUGUGCUGGUGGUGGCAGCAACAGUAGCAGUGCGGCGCACCACAUGGACCCGUGCAACACUGCCGCUGUUGCAGCUGCGGGUUCACAAGGGUCUGCGCUUUCAUCCAUGUCGGUACCGCCGUCAUCGACUCACACGAAAGUUGGUCUCACUGGCGCCACAGACCUCAGUGAGUCUGCUGUCGCGGAGAGCGUAAAAGAAGGGCAGGGUGAGUGCUUCAUAGUUGUGUCUGCGGACAGCAUGGAGGAGUUCACGCAGCGCGUGGCACAGCUGCAGUCGGUCGCGAAGAAAAUUGACGUGGGCUGCAGCGCAGUGGUGGAAGAGCCACGUGAAGUGUCGAGCAGUGGCAACGGCACCACCACAGCCAGUGGUGGUAACAGUGGUAACAGCAAGGCGAAAGUGGUCGCGCAGGAGUUCCUGCUGCGGCAGAAUGAGUCGGAGCCGCAUAUUGAGCUACGCCUCGCCAUGUGCGGCAACGUUGACAGCGGCAAGUCGACGCUUACGUCGGUAUUGACGCGUGGCUGCCGCGAUGAUGGCCGUGGCCUCGCACGGACCUUUGUCUUUAAGCACAAGCACGAGGCCUCGACUGGGCGCACGUCGAGCGUGAGCGAGAAUCACCUUGGCUUCUCCUCCACCGGCGAGGUGGUGAACUACGGCGUUGCUUCGCUAAAGCGAGGCGGCGGCGGCGGCAUGACGAACUGGCAGCUCGCACAGGAGGUGGUGGCGCACAGCGCGAAGGUCCUCACGCUGUACGACCUCGCCGGGCACGAGCGGUACCUGAAGACGACGGUCCUCGGCAUGACGCGCAACAUGCCGGACUACGCAUGUGUUGUGAUCAGCGCCAACAACGGCAUCCAGCGCAUGACGAAGGAGCACCUCGCAUUGUGCCUCGCGCUGAAGAUUCCCUUCUUCGUUAUCGUCACACGCAUCGACUCCACGCCGGCAAACGUGCGCGAGGAGACGCUGGCGAGCAUCCACAAGCUGCUCAAAAUCCCGACGGUGCGGAAGCUGCCGUGCCCGGUGCGCCGCGUGGACGACGUGGUGCUGUGCGCGAAGAACCUGCGCGGCGACCGCAUUGCGCCCGUCUUCGAGGUGAGCAACGUCACUGGCGAUGGACUGCCGCAUCUGGUGCGCUUCCUCAACCUGCUGCCGGUGCGCAAGGACUGGCGCGCCGCCCGUGCGCUGCCACGCGAGAUGGUGAUCGACAGCACCUUCUUCGUGACGGGCGUCGGCACCGUCGUUGGCGGCAUCGUCACGCAGGGCGUCUUCCGCGUGAACGAUGCGGUUCUGCUCGGCCCCGACGGCCUCGGCGCGUACCGCACGGUGCACAUCAAGUCGAUACACGUGAAGGGCGUGGAGCAGCAGGAGGCGCUGGCCGGCUGCGACGCCGCCUUCUGCCUCAAGAAGGAGCGGCGCAGCGCCAUCCGCAAGGGCAACAUCCUCGCCGAUCCGCAGUUUCCAGUCAAGGCGUACUGGCAGUUCGAGGCGGAUGUGACGAUCCUGUACCACUCCACCACCAUCCUCGUCAACUACGAGCCGGUCAUUCACUCCACCACGGUGCGGCAGUCGGCGCGGAUCGUCUACGUCGCGCGCGAGGUCCUACGCACCGGCGACCGCUCACUCGUGCGCUUUCACUUUCUCUACCGCCCGGAGUUCAUGAAGGUUGGGCAGCAGCUCAUCUUCCGCGAGGGCCGCACGAAGGGCAUCGGCACGGUGAAGAGCCUCAUCGCUGCCCGUGACGAGUCGCUCAUCAUGAAGCGGCGGCCAUGGAAUGCCGCGGUGCAGUGA
This is a messenger RNA of Trypanosoma grayi, 2349 nucleotides long. Its product is annotated as GTP-binding elongation factor Tu family. The record is from RefSeq and is a predicted model, not a curated record. Gene Ontology annotation, molecular function: GTP binding; translation elongation factor activity; GTPase activity. The transcript has a single exon. Bases 1 to 2349 code for a protein of 782 amino acids. Gene Ontology annotation, biological process: translational elongation. Lineage: Eukaryota; Euglenozoa; Kinetoplastea; Trypanosomatida; Trypanosomatidae.